AGUCUAGUUGGUUGUACUUGGAGCCAAUAUUCAGUUCUGAAGACAUUAUGCAGCAAAUGCCUGAAGAAGGCCGGUUGUUUCAGCAAGUUGAUAAGCACUGGAAGGAAGUCAUGAAACAUACUGUAAAAGACCCAAAGGCUCUUAAGGCCGCAUCUUUGCCUGGUCUUCACCAGAAGCUUGUUGACUGCAACGACUUGCUGGAAAAAAUUAUGAAGGGCUUGAAUCAGUAUUUAGAAAAGAAGCGUCUCUUUUUUCCACGCUUUUUCUUUCUAUCGAAUGAUGAGAUGCUGGAAAUAUUGUCAGAGACUAAGGAUCCAACUCGAGUUCAGCCUCACUUGAAGAAAUGUUUUGAAGGUAUUGGUAAAUUGGGCUUUACAGAUAACUUGGACAUUAUAGCCAUGUUCAGCAGUGAAGGGGAAAAGGUUUCUUUUAGUCAGUCCAUUUCUACUUCUGCUGCUCGUGGGGCUGUUGAAAAAUGGCUGUUGGAAGUGCAGGAUGUUAUGCUGAAAUCUGUUCAUGAUGUGAUGGAGAAGUCUGCUGAAGCAUACGCAGUAGAGCCACGCAUUGACUGGGUUCGUGAAUGGCCAGGGCAAUUUGUAUUAAACGUGUCACAAAUUUUUUGGACUCGUGAAGUUCAUGAAGCUAUUGCUAGUGGACCACAAGGGCUGAAGGAAUACCAUGAAAAACUAACUCGUCAGUUGGAUGAUAUAGUGGAAUUAGUACGAGGCAAAUUGUCCAAACAGAAUCGCAUUACACUUGGAGCUCUAGUCACUAUUGAUGUGCAUGCUAGAGAUGUAGUUGCAGAAAUGGCAGACAAAGGUGUCAGUAGAGACAAUGACUUUCAGUGGUUAUGUCAACUACGCUACUACUGGGAAGAUAAUAAUUGUCUAGUGAGAAUUACAAAUGCUGAAGUCAAGUAUGGAUAUGAAUAUCUGGGAAAUACAGGAAGGCUGGUUAUAACACCUCUUACUGAUCGAUGUUAUCGUACACUGGUUGGUGCCUUUCAUCUCAAUUUGAAUGGAGCUCCUGAAGGCCCAGCCGGCACUGGCAAGACAGAGACAGUCAAGGACUUGGCUAAAGCUCUGGCUAUUCAAUGUGUUGUUUUUAACUGCUCUGAUGGUCUUGACUACCUAGCUAUGGGCAAGUUUUUUAAAGGCCUGGCAUCAGCAGGUGCUUGGGCUUGCUUUGAUGAAUUUAACCGGAUUGAACUGGAGGUGCUAAGUGUGAUUGCCCAGCAGAUCUUGUGCAUUCAAAGAGCUGUAGAAGGACACAUGAAGCGUUUUGUAUUUGAAGGAACUGAAAUAGACUUGAAUCCUCAAUGUUAUGUCUGCAUCACUAUGAAUCCUGGCUAUGCUGGACGCAGUGAGCUACCAGACAAUCUGAAGGUCCUUUUCAGGACUGUGGCAAUGAUGGUUCCUGAUUAUGCAAUGAUUGGAGAGAUCAUGCUCUACUCUUGUGGUUUUGUUGAUGCUCGUAACUUGUCUGUCAAGAUUGUAACAACUUAUCGUCUUUGUUCUGAGCAGUUAUCAUCACAAUUUCACUAUGACUAUGGAAUGCGUGCAGUGAAAGCUGUUUUAGCUGCAGCAGGAAAUCUUAAGCUGAAAUUUCCAACUGAGAAGGAAGACUUGUUGUUACUUCGAUCCAUUAUGGAUGUAAACCUCCCAAAAUUCUUGUCACACGACAUUCCGCUCUUUCAAGGUAUUAUCAGUGAUCUGUUUCCUGGAGUUGAUCUACCCAAUCCAGAUUAUGAUGUUUUCUUGGAUGCGGCUCAGAGAGUAUGCAAAGCAGAGAAUCUUCAAGCUACUGAGUACUUCUUGCAGAAAUUGAUUCAAACUUGGGAAAUGAUGACUGUUCGUCAUGGAUUUAUGCUGGUAGGAGAGCCUUUUGCAGGCAAAACAAAGGUAUUGGAAGUGUUAGCAAAACUGUUGACACUUCUCUCAGAAGAAGGAACAUUUGAAGAAGCAACAAAUGUGAAGUAUCGAGUCAUUAACCCUAAGUCAAUUACUAUGGGCCAACUGUUUGGUCAAUUUGAUCCUGUGUCUCAUGAGUGGACAGAUGGAGUUGUUGCCAACACUUUUAGGGAAUAUGCUGGUUAUGCAGACAAUGACAGAAAGUGGGUGGUUUUUGAUGGUCCAGUCGACACAUUAUGGAUUGAAUCAAUGAACACAGUGUUGGAUGACAACAAAAAGUUAUGUCUGAUGAGUGGUGAAAUUAUUCAGAUGUCUGCUAGUAUGUCUCUUAUUUUUGAGACAAUGGAUCUUAGCCAAGCUUCGCCUGCUACUGUUAGCAGAUGUGGCAUGAUCUACACUGAACCGUCUUCAAUGGGAUGGCGUCCAAUACUAAAGUCUUGGUUUGUUAGCCUUCCAGAGAGUUUGACAGGUGAACAUGGUGCUUUGAUCGAUGCCCUAUUUAAUUGGCUAGUUGAUCCUCUGCUAUUGUUUGUUCAAAAACAUCUUCGGGAACUUGUGCCGACAUCAAACAGCAAUUUAGUGAGCUCUCUGAUGAAAUUAUUUCAGAUCAUGAUGAAAGAGGAUGAGGACAAUCCAUUGGAUCAAAAAUAUAUGAAAGUUUGGAUCACAUCUUGCUUCCAGUUCUCUCUGGUUUGGUCACUUGGAAGCAGUUGUGACAGUGACAGUCGUCAUAAGUUUGAUUCCUUUUUUCGUGAAUUAGUUAGUGGAAAGAUGGAUAAACAUCUAGUGCCUUCGUCCAUUGGAAAGAUGGACAUUCCUAUUCCAGAUACAGGCUUAGUGUAUGACUACAUGUUUGAAAGGAAAGCUCGUGGGAGGUGGGUGCCUUGGUUGGAUACUGUUCGUGAUCAGACUUUAGACAGAUACCAAUCAGAGACUGAAAUUAUUGUUCCAACCUUGGAUACUGCAAGAUAUACAUAUCUCAUGAACUUGAUGAUUCACAAUGAGCAGUCUCUCUUGUUUGUGGGUCCUACUGGUACAGGGAAGUCUGUGUAUGUGAAGGACUUUCUAAUGCAUGGGCUGCCAAAAGAUACCUUUAUUCCUCUUGUUAUAAAUUUCUCAGCCCAGACAACAGCUGGUCAGACUCAAGACCUCAUCAUGUCUAAACUAGAUAAAAGACGGAAGGGGGUGUUUGGUCCACCAAGGGGAAAGAGGUGUGUAAUCUUUGUGGAUGACAUGAAUAUGCCAGCACUUGAGAAAUAUGGUGCACAACCACCUAUUGAGCUUCUUCGUCAAUGGAUGGAUCACAAGAUGUGGUAUGACAAGGACACGUCAAAGUUGGUUCUAGAGGACAUUCAGUUUGUCGGUGCUAUGGGCCCACCUGGUGGCAGCAGAAAUCCUGUUACACCACGUUUUCUGCGACAUUUUAAUCUUGUUACGAUGACUACUGUUAACGAUGAAACAAUGGAAAGAAUCUUUUCUAGCAUCAUGUCCUUCUGGUUGCGACGAGCCAAGUUUACAUCAGAGUACUUUACUGUUGGAAAUCAAGUUGUUUCUGCCACCAUGGAGGUGUACAAGUCUGCUGUUUGUCACCUUUUACCAACUCCAGCCAAAUCUCACUAUACAUUUAAUCUACGAGACUUUGCUCGUGUUAUCCAAGGUGUCAUGCUAGCUCAUCCAUCAUGUGUUGAGAGCAAGCGUACAUUUAUACGACUUUGGUCUCAUGAGGUUUAUCGUGUUUUCUAUGAUCGGCUCAUAGAUGGUGCAGAUCGGAGCUGGCUAUAUAAUCUGGUUACAUCACUAGUGAAGUCAGUAUUCAAGGAUAGUUUCAAAGAUGUGUUUUCUCAUCUUGCUUCAAGUGGUGGAAAACCAUCAGAAGAUGACAUGAGAAGUUUACUAUUUGGAGAUUUUAUGAAGCCAGAUGCGAGUGAAAAGUUCUACGAAGAAGUAGCAUCACUUAAUGACAUGUACUCUGUUGUCGAGACAUGUCUAGGAGAGUACAACAACAUGCACAAAACAAAGAUGAACUUAGUCAUCUUUCGCUAUGUCUUGGAGCACCUGUCUCGAAUCAGUCGUGUUCUCAAACAGUCAGGAGGAAAUGCACUGUUGGUGGGUGUUGGAGGUAGUGGACGUCAGUCUCUUACACGUUUGGCUACACACAUAGCUGAUUUCCAAGUUUUCCAGCCAGAGAUUACAAAGAGUUAUGGUAUGCCAGAAUGGAAAGAAGAUUUGAAGAGGCUGUUGCUGAGUGCAGGAAAAGAUGGCAAAACAACUGUCUUUUUGCUGACUGAUACACAAAUAAAGCAAGAAGCUUUUCUAGAAGAUGUAGACAACCUUCUUAACACAGGAGAGGUUCCCAAUUUGUUUCAACCUGAUGAGAAGAAUGAGAUCAUUGAGGCUGUGCGGCCACUAGCUCAAGCUCAAGACAAGAAUGCUGAUUUCACUCCCUUGUCUCUCUUUAGUUUCUUCAUAAAACGCUGUCGAGAUAACCUUCACAUUAUUUUAGCCAUGAGUCCUAUUGGAGAUGCAUUUAGGAAUCGUUUACGUCAGUUUCCUUCUCUUAUUAACUGCUGUACAAUUGACUGGUUUCAAGCAUGGCCAGAAGAUGCAUUGGUUCUUGUAGCAAACAAAUUUCUUGAGUCUGUUGAGAUGCAGGAACGUGAAAGGACAUCUGUUGUAACUCUUUGUCAAUUGUUUCAUCAAUCAGUACGUCAGCUGUCUGAGAAGUUCUUGUCUGAGCUUGGACGUCAUAACUAUGUAACUCCUACAUCUUAUCUUGAGCUAAUUUCUUCUUUCAAGUCAUUAUUAGCUCAUAAACAAGGCAAUGUACUUCGGCUGAAGGGACGGUAUGAAGUUGGUCUUGAAAAACUGGCUUUUGCUUCAUCUCAGGUGGCUACUAUGCAAAAAGAGUUGGAAGAGCUACAGCCACAACUUCAGAUUGCUGCUCAGGAAAAUGAUCGUCUUAUGAAAGUUAUACAGAAAGAAUCAGCUGAAGUAGAGGAAAAAAGCAAGUUUGUAAGGAAAGACGAAGCUCUUGCAUCUGAAAAAGCAGCAGGAGCUAAAGCCCUGAAAGAUGAGUGUGAAUCAGAUUUGGCAGAAGCUAUUCCUGCUUUGGAAGCUGCACUGGCUGCAUUAAAUACACUUAAGCCGGCUGACAUUACUGUUGUAAAGUCAAUGCAAAAUCCACCAAGUGGAGUGAAGCUGGUUAUGUCUGCUGUGUGUGUGAUGAAAGAUAUCAAGCCCGAAAAAAUUAAUGAUCCUGCUGGCACUGGCAAGAAGAUAUUAGACUACUGGAUACCAUCCAAACGGCUGUUAGGUGACAUGACAUUUCUUAAUGGAUUAAGGGAGUAUGACAAAGAUAAUAUACCUGCUCACACAAUGAAGAAAAUUCGUGAGGAAUACAUGACCAAUCCUGAAUUUGAUCCUGUAAAGGUUAGAAAUGCAUCAUCUGCUGCUGAAGGUUUAUGCAAAUGGGUGAAAGCGAUGGAAGUGUAUGAUCGAGUGGCAAAAGUUGUGGCACCAAAGAAGGAAACACUCCGUGAAGCAGAACAAAGUCUUGCAGAGACUAUGAGAGUGUUGAAUGAGAAACGAGCAGAGCUCAAGGAAGUUGAGGAUCGUCUGGCAAGUUUGCAAGCUCAGUUUAAGGAAGCAACAGAAAAGAAAGAGAAGCUAGAGUUCCAAGUUGACAUUUGUUCUAAGAAGCUGGAAAGAGCCGAGAAGUUGAUUGGAGGUCUGGGUGGUGAAAGGGAACGUUGGUCUAAUGCAGCCAGUACACUUCAACACACGUAUGACAAUCUGACUGGUGAUAUUCUUGUCUCCAGUGGAGUUAUUGCAUACCUGGGGGCAUUCACAGCUGCGUUUAGGAAUGAGUGCAUCAAGAAAUGGGUACACGAGUGCAAGGCUCUGAAGAUCCCAUGUAGUGGAGACUUUAGCCUAAGCAAAACUCUUGGAGAGCCAGUGAAAAUCCGUGAGUGGAUCAUAGCUGGUUUGCCAACUGAUUCAUUUUCAGUGGAUAAUGCGGUGAUUGUUUUCAAUACACGCAGAUGGCCUCUAAUGAUUGAUCCUCAGGGCCAAGCCAACAAGUGGGUGAAGAACAGUGAAAAGCAUAACAACCUUCAUGUUAUCAAACUAACAGACUCGGAUUACAUGAGGACUUUAGAGAACUGCAUACAGUUUGGCACACCUGUCUUACUGGAGAAUGUAGGGGAGGAGUUGGAUCCCAGUCUGGAACCUCUGUUGCUCAAACAGACAUUCAAGCAAGGUGGUGUGAUGUGCAUCAAACUUGGAGAUGCUGUGAUUGAGUUUUCAUCUGAUUUCCAUUUCUAUAUCACAACAAAGCUGCGUAAUCCUCACUAUCUUCCAGAACUAGCUACAAAAGUGACUUUAUUGAAUUUUAUGAUUACGCCAGAAGGACUAGAGGACCAACUUUUGGGUAUUGUGGUAGCCAAGGAGAGGCCAGAACUUGAAGAAGAAAGAAAUGGUUUGAUAAUUCAGUCAGCAGCAAAUAAGAAGCAACUCAAGGAAAUAGAAGACAAAAUUUUGGAAACUUUGUCUUCUUCUGAAGGAAACAUUCUGGAGGAUGAGACAGCAAUUCAAAUUCUGGAUUCAUCUAAAGUUCUAGCCAAUGAAAUCCAGAAAAAGCAAAAAGUAGCAGAAGAAACAGAACGCAAAAUAGAGCAAAGUCGUGCAGGUUACCAACCUGUUGCUAUCCAUGGUUCCAUUCUCUUUUUCUCAAUAACUGACUUGCCGAACAUUGAUCCUAUGUACCAAUACUCUCUCACAUGGUUUAUCAACCUCUACCAGGUUUCAAUUGCAGACAGCAACAGAUCAAAGAUUUUGGAGAAACGUCUCCAUUAUUUGUCUGAUCACUUUACCUAUAACUUGUAUUGCAAUGUCUGCCGCUCACUAUUUGAGAAAGAUAAGCUGCUAUUUUCCUUUGUUCUUUGUGCAAACCUUUUGAAGGCAAACAACCAGUUGCAGCAGGAUGAGUUUAUGUUUUGUCUAACAGGAGGAGUUGGUCUAGAAAACAAACUUGAAAAUCCUGAUUCAUCAUGGUUGUCAGAGAAGUCAUGGGAUGAAAUUUGUCGUAUGUGUGAUCUACCUGCUUUCAAGGGUUUUCGAGAGCACUUUGUAAACUAUGUUGCUGAUUGGAGACAGAUUUAUGACAGUCGUGAACCAAACAAGGUAGAUUUCCCAUCACCAUGGGACAAGAAACUAACUGAUUUUCAGAAAAUGAUAGUCAUUCGCUGUAUACGUCCAGAUAAGAUUCUUCCAAUGGUGACUCAGUUUGUUGAGGAGAAACUGGGACGACAGUUUGUAGAGCCACCACCAUUUGAUUUGGCUAAGAGCUAUGGAGAUUCUCAUGCUUGUGCUCCACUAAUUUUCAUCUUGUCACCAGGAGCAGAUCCCAUGGCAGGUCUACUGAAAUUUGCUGAAGACAAGGGAUUUUCUGGCGAGAAGUUCAACGCAAUCUCUCUAGGUCAAGGACAGGGUCCUAUUGCCACUGAAAUGAUUAACAAAGCUGUAACAGAUGGGACAUGGGUUGUUCUUCAAAACUGUCACCUUGCUGUGUCAUGGAUGCCAACUAUGGAAAAAAUUUGUGAGGAGUUUGUGGCAGAGAAAGUUCAUUCUGAUUUUCGAUUGUGGCUUACUAGCUACCCAUCAGACAAGUUUCCGGUUGCUGUACUGCAGAAUGGUGUGAAGAUGACAAAUGAACCACCAACAGGCCUUCGGCAAAAUCUUUACCAAUCAUAUGUGACUGAUCCUAUUUCUGACACUGAAUUCUUUAAUGGAUGUCCUGGAAAAGAGCAGGUAUGGGAGAAACUGCUGUUUGGCUUGUGCUUUUUUCAUGCACUGGUGCAAGAACGUCGGAAGUUUGGACCACUGGGAUGGAAUAUACCAUAUGGAUUCAAUGAAAGUGAUGCCAGAAUAUCAAUUCGACAGUUGCAAAUGUUUGUCAAUGAAUAUGAUGAUGUCCCAUUUGACGCUCUUAUGUACAUGACUGGACAGUGUAACUAUGGAGGAAGAGUCACUGAUGACUGGGAUCGGCGUUGUCUAGUCAAUAUUUUAUCUACGUUCUACACACCUGAAGUUUUGUCUGAACCAAAGUACAAAUUCAGCAGCAGUGGGCUUUAUUACUGUCCUCCCAGAAGCUCAUAUGAUGACUACGUUGAGUUUAUCAAGAACCUGCCUGUGACACAGUCACCUGAGGUUUUUGGAAUGCAUGAUAAUGUGGAUAUAAGUAAAGAACUGCUGGAGACAAGGGAGUUGUUUGAGUCAGUGUUGCUUACACAAUCUCAAAAGGGCAAAGGAGGUUCUGGUAAAAGUGCUGAGGAAGCACUUAUGGAGAUUGCAGCUGAUGUUCUCAGCAAGCUGCCAGCUAACUUUGAUCUCGAGAUAGCACAGAGUCGAUACCCUGUGAAAUAUACAGAAUCAAUGAACACUGUGCUUGUGCAAGAGAUGGAACGAUUCAACAAGUUGCUGGAUGCUAUCAGAGGCAGUCUAAAGAAUUUGCAGAAUGCAAUCAAGGGUCUUAUUGUAAUGAAUGAGACUUUGGAGUCUGUGGCAAACAGCCUUCUUGUUGGAAAGGUGCCUGACUUGUGGGCUAAGAAAUCCUAUCCAAGCCUCAAACCUCUUGGCAGCUACAUCACCGAUUUUCUUGCUCGUCUAUUAUUCUUGCAGAAUUGGUUUGAAAAAGGGAAACCUACUGUUUUUUGGAUAUCCGGAUUCUAUUUUACUCAGGCUUUCUUGACUGGUGCAUUACAGAACUUUGCUAGACGUUACACAAUUCCUAUAGACAAACUAGGCUUUGAAUUUGAGGUGCUUUAUACUGAUACUUGUGAUUCACCUCCUGAUGAUGGAGUAUACGUCCAUGGUCUUUUUCUUGAUGGCUGUCGUUGGGAUCGUGACAAGGGAGUUCUAGCUGAAUCACAUCCCAAAGUUCUAUAUGACGCUGUACCAGUCAUAUGGUUACAACCUGCUCGAAAGUCUGAUAUGAAACACGUGGAGGCGUAUGACUGUCCUGUCUAUAAGACUAGUGCAAGAAGAGGAACUCUACUAACAACAGGCCACUCGACCAACUAUGUCCUGCCCAUAAAACUGCUGACUGAUAAGCCUGUAAAGCACUGGAUACUGAGAGGUGUAGCACUACUGUGCCAAUUGGAUGAUUGAAAUAGAAGAACUGCUGGAUGUAUUGUAGCAAUAAUACAAGUAUGGCCUUAUCACAAUGUAUUGAUGUAUUUUAAUACACUACACUAGAUACUAACAGAA
This is a messenger RNA of Corticium candelabrum, 9176 nucleotides long. Its product is annotated as dynein axonemal heavy chain 7-like. The transcript is spliced from 38 exons. Gene Ontology annotation, biological process: microtubule-based movement. The record is from RefSeq and is a predicted model, not a curated record. Lineage: Eukaryota; Metazoa; Porifera; Homoscleromorpha; Homosclerophorida; Plakinidae. Gene Ontology annotation, molecular function: dynein intermediate chain binding; ATP binding; ATP hydrolysis activity. Gene Ontology annotation, cellular component: dynein complex. Bases 48 to 9077 code for a protein of 3009 amino acids.